Talpa occidentalis (Iberian mole) is the source of this 3775-nucleotide messenger RNA. RefSeq names its product complement C7 (gene C7). The transcript has 18 exons. NCBI's taxonomy places the organism in Eukaryota, Metazoa, Chordata, Mammalia, Eulipotyphla, Talpidae. Gene Ontology annotation, molecular function: protein binding. The record is from RefSeq and is a predicted model, not a curated record. Bases 186 to 2717 code for a protein of 843 amino acids. Gene Ontology annotation, biological process: immune response. Gene Ontology annotation, cellular component: membrane attack complex.
GAAGCUGGUUGGUGUAGGAGCUGAGUCUCAGUUGCACUUGCUCUAUAUAUGAGUGCCAAGUUCAUCCCCAGCAGGGAGAGACAGAGAAGCAGGCUGAUUGCUGGGAUUUUCUUGCUGUUGAAAAAUUCACCACGCACUCAGCAGAAAUUUUUCUCCUCUCUUGUACUCUGAAUGUUUUCCUAAACAUGAAGGCAAUAAGCUUAUUCAUCUUGAUGGGAUUUAUAGGAGAAUUUGAAAUAUUUUCAAGUGCCUCAUCUCCAAUCAAUUGCCAGUGGAAUUCCUAUGGCCCAUGGUCAGAAUGCAAUGGCUGCACCAAGACUCAGACUCGCAGGCGGUCAGUCGCUGUUUAUGGGCAGUAUGGGGGCCAUGCUUGUGUUGGAAGUGCUUUUGAAACACAGUCAUGUAAACCUGUACGUGGUUGUCCAAUAGAAGAAGGAUGUGGAGACCGUUUCAGAUGUUUUUCAGGUCAGUGCAUUAGCAAAUCUUUGGUUUGCAAUGGAGAUUCUGACUGUGAAGAAGAUAGUGCUGAUGAAGACAAAUGUGAGGACUUAGAAAGUAUUCUUUCCUGUGACAUCGACAAACCUCCUCCCAAUAUAGAACUUACUGGAAAUGGUUACAAUGCACUCACUGGCAAGUUCAGGAGCAGAGUCAUCAACACUAAAAGCUUUGGUGGUCAAUGCAGAAAGGUGUUUAGUGGGGAUGGAAAACACUUCUACAGACUGAGUGGAAAUAUCCUCUCCUACACAUUUCAGGUGAAAAUAAAUAAUGAUUUUAAUUAUGAAUUUUACAACAGUAGUUGGUCUUAUGUAAAGCAAACAUCGACAGAUUAUAGUUCAUCUAGAAGCAAAAGCUCCCUUUUUAGUUCUUCACACUCUUCUUCAAAGAGUCAUACUUCAAAUACCAAUGAAAUCCAUAAAACAAAGAGUUAUCAAUUGUUGGUUGUUCAGAACAAUGUUGAAGUGGCUCAGUUUAGGAAUAACAAUCCGGAACUUUUGCAACUUGCUGAGCCAUUCUGGAAGGAGCUCUCCUACCUUCCCUCUCUAUAUGACUAUAGUGCCUACCGAAGAUUAAUUGACCAGUAUGGGACACAUUAUCUGCAGUCUGGGUCCUUAGGAGGAGAAUACAAAGUUCUAUUUUAUCUGGACUCAGAAAAACUCAAACAACAUGGUCUCAGUUCAAUAGAUGAGCAGAAAUGUGAUUCUUCAAGUUUCGAUUUUUUUAUUGUUUCAUCCUCAAGCCAAUCAUGUGGGGAUCUGAAAGAUGCCUUAAAAUCCACUUCAGGAACUCAGAACAAUGUGUUGCGAGGACACCCUUUUGUCAGUGGGGGACGUGCAGACUUAGUGUCUGGUCUGAGUUACUUGGAUUUGAACAAUCCUGCUGGAAACAGACAGCGAUAUUCUUCGUGGGCAAGAUCUGUGACUGAUCUUCCUCAAGUCAUAAAACAAAAACUGGCACCUUUGUAUGAGCUAGUAAAGGAGGUGCCCUGUGCCUCCGUGAAAAGGCUGUACCUAAAACGGGCUCUUGAGGAGUAUUUGGAUGAAUAUGAUCCGUGCCACUGCCAACCUUGUCAAAAUGGUGGCAUGGUCAUCGUUGAGGGGACCCAGUGCCAGUGCCAUUGUAAGCCAUACACAUUUGGGGUGGCCUGUGAAAAAGGAGUCCUUGUGGGGGAUCAAGCAGGUGGGGUCGAUGGAGGCUGGACUUGCUGGUCUUCUUGGGGCCCCUGUGUUCAAGGGAAGAAAAUGAGGACCCGAGAAUGCAAUAACCCGCCUCCUAGUAGGGGCGGGAAGUCAUGCAUUGGAGAAAGAUCAGAAAACAGGCCCUGUGAUGAUGAAGAGCUGGAGCAUUUCCGAUUGCUUGAACCACAUUGUUUUCCUUUGACUUUGGUCCCAACAGAAUUCUGUCCAACACCUCCUGCUUUAAAGGAUGGAUUUGUCCAAGAUGAAGGUGACAUGUUUCCUGUUGGGAAAAACAUAAUAUAUACUUGCAAUGAAGGAUACUAUCUUGUUGGAGACCCUGUUGCUAGAUGUGGAAAUGAUUUACAGUGGCUUGUUGGGGAGAUGCACUGUCAGAAAAUUGCCUGUGUGCUACCGGCACUGAUGGAUGGCCUGCAGGGUCAUCCCCACAAGCCUUUAUACACAGUUGGCGAGACGGUGACAUUGUCUUGUUCAGGUGGCAUGUCCUUAGACGGUCCUGCGACAUUUCUCUGUGGAUCCAGCCUUAAGUGGAGUCCCGAGAUGAAGAAUGUCCGGUGUGUGCAAAAAGCCCUGCCUGUGACAGAGUCAGUGCCUGCAUGUCAGCCCUGGGAGAAACUGCAAAAUUCUAGAUGUGUUUGUAAAAUGCCCUAUGAGUGUGGAUCUUCCUUGGGUGUAUGUACUCGAGAUGAGAAAAGCAAGAGGAUACUGCCUCUGACGGUUUGCAAGAUGCACGUUCUCCACUGUCAGGGUAGAAAUUACACUCUCACUAGAGAGCGCUGUACUCUGCCUGCCUCAGACAAGAAAGCUUGUGGUGUGUGUCCCCUCUGGGGGAAAUGUGAUGCCCAGAGUGGCCAAUGUGUCUGCAGAGAAGCCUCGGAGUGCGAGGAAGAAGGACUUCAAGUGUGUGUAGCAGUGGAUGGCAGAGAACGGACGAUGACAGAGUGUGGAGCUGGCACCCUCAGGUGCCGAGGACAGAGCAUCUCAGUCACCAGCCUCAGGCCCUGUGGCGCCCAAGCCCACUAGGCAACAGGGCGCUGGUAAUAGGCUUUGUGGGAAUCUCCAAGCCUGCUGUGGCUGAGUUAAAGCAUCUGCAUUACCCAUACUUGACUUCUGCAUAGACACGUUCUUUCUCCUUCCCCUCGGGUGCCCACUUCUGCACUCAGCUCCAGUCAUUGUAUAAACACAACCUGUGUUCACCCAAACCCGAAUCCAGGUGGGCUUUUGUCUCCUUUUUAAAAAUCUCAGGAUGAGGAAUAUUCACGAGCCUUUGCAUGAGCUAGCUGUGUGCGCUUGGAAAAAUUGCUAACUUCCCUGGGCCUUGAGUUUUUUGUCUGAAAAUUAAAGAAUUAAACUCAAAUGUGUCUGCAGAGAAGCCUCAGCCCUACGGUAUUAUUAAGUUUGAUUGACCCCAUCUGUGGUCCAGAACACUUUCUACAACUUGAUUAAGAAAACCAAGAUUAGAGAGGUUUCCCUCAGUGCCAUGAAUAAAAGGAAACUUUGAAUGGAAAAAGGCAGAUACAAUUAUUCCAUCCCAAGUAGCAAUCUCUUGCUUCAUCCUGUUGACUCAAGCACCACAUGUUGGGGUCCCUAAUCCUGUAGGAGACUGAAGCACUGAAUGUCAGAGUGAAAUUCAUCACACUAUGGCCACGGGGGUCUCCUUCCUUCUUGUCUGAGAACAAAUACAAUUCAGACGUCCCUUUGGGGCUUUUCUUCUGAAUAUGUCAAACACAAGGCCUCAGUUUGGCACACUCCUCCCCUUUCCUUUUGUAGGACCCAUCAUUCAUGCCUGAGCUAUUUGGUGAUUGUGUAUUUGAGAGAGCAAUUUUCUCUAACAUGGAUACAUGCUUGGAUUGUUCAGGGGGGUAUACAGGUAGAUCAGUUUGAAGCAUUGGCCUUCUGUUUAUUUCUUAUUCAUCUUUCAUCAAAGCAAAAAAGCUGUGGGAGGUGAAAUGAAUGGGCUUAAAUGGAAUUUAAAAUAUGCUUUUAUUACAAACAGUUAUCUGUAUUUUUCUGAUACUGAUAAAUACAUUUCAACAGAACUGUGGUUAAAAUGACAAUGAUUAAGAAACUCAUUAGAGAUA